This is a messenger RNA of Orussus abietinus, 614 nucleotides long. RefSeq lists its product as uncharacterized. NCBI's taxonomy places the organism in Eukaryota, Metazoa, Arthropoda, Insecta, Hymenoptera, Orussidae. The transcript is spliced from 2 exons. The coding region runs from base 1 to 426 and encodes 141 amino acids. The record is from RefSeq and is a predicted model, not a curated record.
AUGAGUGAUGUCGACGAGGCAGCCAACAACCAAUGUAAUUCCAAUGACAGAAGGAAUGUGCCCCAAGAAAAUGAAGGGAAAUUUCAAUCAAAGAAGUUUAUGAAAUUUAAAAAAAAGUAUCCUGAGCUUUUCAGAAACGACGUAUCCAUUCACCCAAGCUACACUGAACUAAAGAAUCUGCCCUACUAUGUUGUGUGUCGGCGUCGAGUGUCCAAGAAGAACAAAGAUAUCAGCCGUCAUAUUAAUAGAGAAGUAAGCCAUUUUGCUUUGAUGCAAGCUUUUGCCCUUGGUAGUGUAAGAGUGGAUCGCAUCUUCAGCAUUGGAUUUACGCAACAAGACUCCAUGGUAAAGGAUUUCGCUACGGCAAAUGAGAGACGUCGCAUCAAUACCCUUGUAGGGAAUAAUUUAAUUACAUUUCAUGUCUAACUGGUUGUUCAGACACCACCUUUUUAAAUUCGUUAAAGUUUUUAUAAAAUCGAUACAUUUUGGGUAUGUUCUGUUUGCCAGCGGCAUGUAAUAAAACAUUAAUUUAUUCUAUCAAAUAUGAAUUUGGUAAAAUGGCUGAUGAUGAAAAUAGAAAUUUCAAGCUUAAACAUACUACUAGAAGUGUAAUU